CCACCCAAAGUCAGUCUCCCGCUAUGAUGAGAGCAGGCAGAAGAAGGGGAUCAUGGCCCAGGUAGCGAUGUCUACCCUGCCCAUUGAAGAUAAGGAGUCUUCGGAGAGCAGGAUGGUGGUGACCUUCCUCAUGUCUGCUCUCGAGUCCAUGUGUAAGGAACUGGCCAAAUCCAAGGCGGAAGUGGCCUGCAUCGCGGUAUAGGAGUCAGACGUGUUUGUGGUCGGAGUGGAGAGGGGUCAUGCUUUCGUCAACUCCAGAAAGGAUUUCCAGAAAGAUUUUGUAAAAUACUGUGUUGAAGAAGAAGAAAAGGCAGCCGAGAUGCAUAAGAUGAAGUCCACACCUCAGGCCAGCCAGAUGAGUGUGGACACCGUAGAGAUCUAGACGCUCAGGAAAACAGUUGAGGACUAUUUCUGCUUUUGCUAUGGGAAAGCCUUAGGCAAAUCCAUGGUGCCUGUCCCGUAUGAGAAGAUGCUUAGAGACCAGUCGGCUGUGGUAGUGCAGGGCCUUCCAGAGGGAGUCGCCUUCAAACACCCUGAAAAUUAUGACCUUGCAACCCUGAAAUGGAUUUUGGAGAAAAAAGCAGGGAUUUCCUUUAUCAUCAAGAGACCCUUCCUAGAGCCAAGGAAACACCUGGGUGGUCGUGUGAUGGUAACAGAUGCUGAAAGAUCCCUGUUGUCUCCAGGUGGAAGUUGUGGCCCCAUCAAAGUGAAAACGGAGCCCACAGAAGAUUCUGGCAUUUCUCUGGAAAUGGCAGCUGUGACGGUCAAGGAGGAGUCAGAAGACCCUGACUACUAUCAGUACAACGUCCAAGGAAGCCAUCACUCUUCCGAAGGCAACGAGGGAACAGAAAUGGAGGUGCCUGCAGAAGAUGAUGAUUACUCUCCACCCACCAAGAGACCAAAGAGCAACGAGCCUCCACAGCCGCCUGUCGGAGAGCCUGCAAAUGCCGGGAGGUGGAAAGUGAGGGAGUUCAACUUCGAGAAAUGGAAUGCGCAAAUUACUGAUCUACGUAAACAAGUUGAAGAGUUGUUUGAAAGAAAAUACGCUCAAGCAAUAAAAGCCAAAGGUCCGGUGACGAUCCCAUACCCUCUUUUCCAGUCUCAUGUUGAAGAUCUUUAUGUAGAGGGACUUCCCAAAGGAAUUCCUUUUAGAAGGCCGUCUACGUAUGUAAUUCCUCGACUCGAGAGGAUAUUGCUUGCAAAGGAAAGGAUUCGUUUUGUGAUCAAGAAACACGAGCUCCUGAACUCCACACGGGAAGACCUGCAGCUCGACAAACCCGCGUCCGGAGUCAAAGAAGAGUGGUAUGCCAGAAUCACUAAGCUAAGAAAGAUGGUAGAUCAACUUUUCUGCAAAAAGUUUGCUGAGGCCUUGGGGAGCACUGAAGCCAAGGCUAUACCAUACCAAAAAUUUGAGGCGCAUCCUAAUGACCUCUAUGUGGAAGGGCUACCAGAAAACAUUCCUUUUAGAAGUCCCUCUUGGUAUGGAAUCCCAAGGCUGGAGAAAAUCAUUCAAGUGGGCAAUUGGAUAAAAUUUGUUAUUAAAAGACCAGAACUGCUGAUUCAUAGUACAACUGAAGUCACUCAGCCAAGAACCAACACUCCAGUCAAAGAAGAUUGGAAUGUUAGAAUUACCAAGCUACGGAUAGAAGAAAUUUUUAAUUUGAAAUUUGCUCAAGCUCUUGGACUUACAGAGGCAGUGAAAGUACCAUACCCUGUGUUCGAAUCCAACCCGGAGUUCCUCUAUGUGGAGGGUUUGCCAGAAGGAAUUCCCUUCCGAAGCCCCACCUGGUUUGGAAUUCCUCGACUUGAAAGGAUUGUCCAUGGGAGCAAUAAAAUUAAGUUUGUUGUUAAAAAACCUGAGCUGGUCGUUUCCUACCUGCCUCCUGGAAUGGCCGGCAAAGUAAACACUAAAGCAUUGCAGUCCCCCAAAAGACCACAGCCUGGGAGUAACUCAAAGAUUCCUGAAAUUGAGGUCAUGGUGGAAGGCUCUAACAACAAUAACCCUCAGACCUCCGCUGUUCGAACUGCCACCCAGACUAAUGGCUCCAACGUUUCCUUGAAGCCUCGUGGGAGAGAGUUUUCCUUUGAGGCCUGGAACGCCAAGAUCACGGACCUGAAGCAGAAAGUCGAGAAUCUUUUCAAUGAAAAAUGCGGUGAAGCUCUUGGCCUUAAGCAGGCGGUGAAGGUGCCGUUUGCAUUGUUCGAGUCUUUCCCGGAGGACUUCUAUGUGGAAAGCCUACCCGAGGGCGUGCCCUUCCGAAAGCCCUCUACCUUUGGCAUUCCGAGGCUGGAGAAGAUACUGCGCAACAAGGCCAAGAUCAAAUUCAUCAUUAAGAAACCAGAGAUGUUUGAGACGGCKAUCAAGGAGAGUACCUCCUCCUCCAAGAGCCYGCCCAGAAAAAUAAAUUCGUCACCCAAUGUUAACACAACUGCGUCAGGUGUGGAGGAUCUGAACAUCAUUCAAGUGAAAAUUCCAGAUGAUGACAAUGAGAGACUGUCAAAAGUUGAGAAAGCAAGACAGCUGCGCGAGCAAGUGAACGACCUCUUCAGUCGGAGAUUCGGCGAAGCUAUCGGCAUGGGCUUCCCUGUGAAGGUGCCCUACAGGAAGAUCAUCAUCAACCCUGGGUGCGUGGUGGUGGAUGGCAUGCCCCCCAGGGUGUCCUUCAAAGCCCCCAGCUACCUGGAGAUAAGCUCCAUGAGGAGGAUCUUAGAUUCUGCUGAGUUCAUCAAGUUCACAGUCAUUAGACCAUUUCCCGGACUCGUGAUUAAUAACCAGUUGGCUGAUCAGAACGAGUCAGAAGGCCCUGUGAUCCAAGAAUCAGCUGAGCCAAGCCAGUUGGAAGUACCAGCAACGGAAGAAAUUAAGGAGACUGACGGAAACUCUCAGAUCAAGCAAGAACCAGAUCCCACGUGGUAGACCUCUUCCCUCCCAGGCUUAAGGUGUCAGUGGUUGAGAAGAGCUUUUUGGACCUGUUACUGCCCCAAGCU
This is a messenger RNA of Urocitellus parryii (Arctic ground squirrel), 2988 nucleotides long. The record is from RefSeq and is a predicted model, not a curated record. NCBI's taxonomy places the organism in Eukaryota, Metazoa, Chordata, Mammalia, Rodentia, Sciuridae.